Molecule: messenger RNA, 450 nt
Organism: Dioscorea cayenensis subsp. rotundata (Guinea yam)
Lineage: Eukaryota; Viridiplantae; Streptophyta; Magnoliopsida; Dioscoreales; Dioscoreaceae
Product: auxin-responsive protein SAUR71-like
Exons: 1
Coding region: 1-450 (149 amino acids)
Biological process (GO): response to auxin
Source: RefSeq, a predicted model, not a curated record
AUGGAGAACAACUCCAAGAACAGCAAGAGUCUAAUCUCAAAGACCUUCCAAAGAUGCCGGUCCUUUGGCAGCAAGCAAACAAGGACUACACCAACCAUGGUCUUGAAGACAAGGUCACAGUCAGAGUCUCCCAGGAAGAAGAAGAAGGCACCGGAGGGAUGUGUCUCGGUGUACGUUGGGAAAGAGACUGAGAGAUUCUUUGUGCGCACAGAGGUCAUUAACCACCCACUGUUCAAGAAGCUGUUAGAUGAUGCUGAGAUGGUGUAUGGUUUUGCCACUGAAGGUCCUUUGAAGCUGCCAUGCAACGUGAAGCUCUUUGAAGAGGUGUUGUGGGAGAUGGAGAUGGAGAAGGAGAUGGUGGUUACUCCAUCACUGGCUUGUAGCUUCUCUAGGAGUUCUUCUGGGUAUCAUCUUCUCAGCCCCUCCAGACCCAUGGCCAUGCAUGGGUGA